CUACUACUAGCAAAAUCAAAAAACUAUGGAUUAUACUAUUGAACGAAGUACUAGCAUAAAUUCGAGUGCAGUUCGCUACAGAUUUGUUUUUAGAAAAAUAUUCAUUGAUGUUGUUCAAACAUUAUUGCAAAUUUUAAAGCCGAAAGUAAUUGAAUUAAUUGUUGAAGAAAGUGAUAAUUUUGACAAAAAUAUUAAAUGGUAUUUUGUUACAACUGUUCAAUUGAAAAAAGUAAAUGUUGAUAGCGGCAGCAGCAGCGAUCAAUCGCAACAAGAAGAAAUCGUUGAAACUAUGACAAACGCAUCGUUUUACAGUUAUACGUCAUUGUUAAUUAAUGUUGAUGAACAAUUAGAUAUUUUGCAAGACCAAUUUAUUAGUGGUGUAGAGAAAAUUGAAUCAACGCUUGAUAAAUUUAUUAGGUACGGCAGUGGUUGGUCUGUAGUUAGAAUCAUUUCAUUUGAUUUGAAUAUUACUCGUUACAAUCCUUUAGCUGGCGGAAAUAGUACAUACAUUGAAACACCUGCUUUUAUAAAAGCAAAAAGAGCCGUUAUAAAUGUAAAAAACACAAAUGAUAGUAAAUGUUUUGUAUGGAGUGUACUUAGCUAUUUUCAUUACAGACGUAGAAAUAUGAAUGUUGACUAUCUGAUGCAAUUUGAAAAUAAUCUAAAUUUGACCGGUAUUAAGUUUCCUACUACAGUGCAUGACAUUAAAAAAUUUGAAGUGCAAAAUUUAAACAUUUCUAUAACAGUGAUUGCUUAUGAUGCUGCUAAAAAAAAGUUUUUCCCGUACCGUUGUUCAAUUUAUAGACAACGCGAACAUAAAAUCAAUCUUCUACUAUUGUCAAAUGAUACAACGCCGAAAAAAUGGCAUUAUGUUCUGAUAAACACGUGUCAAGGGUAUAACGGAUUGUCACGGCUACUGAGUCAUCACUUGUCUUUGCAUAAUGGUCAAGUGUUCAUUUGUCCAUAUUGUUUUAACAAAUUUACAACUAACCGGCAUGCAAAUUGCGAUGGAAAAACCAAUCUAGAAAAACAUAUGGAUUUGUGUUCAACAUUUGCAAUACAAAGAACAGUACUACCUAAACAGGGUGAAAUGUUAAAGUUUAAAAAUUUUUCGUACACACUAAAAAAUAAGUACAUUGCAUUUGCCGAUUUUGAAAGUUUUAUUGUACCAACAAAUAACGGUGAGGAGCUCGAUGACGAUGACGAUGAAAAUGUUGAUGAUUUGCUCGGAACUGAUAUAGGAAAUAGCUUUACAAGGAAAACACAAAAACAUGUUGCUUGCGGCUAUGCGUUUAUUAUUUUAGACGAAUCAGGUGAAAUAUUCUACGGCCCACGCGUUUAUAGAGCUACAAGUGUUGGCGAGAAAAUUAUUGAACAAUUUCUUGAUGAGAUCAUUGCCAUAGGUCGAAACUGUUCCAUUGAUAUGCAACAAGAAGUGCCCAUGAUUGAAUUAAAUGAAGAACAAUUAUUAGCUUUUAACAAUAGUACAGUAUGUUUCUUGUGCAACGAUGAAUUUAAAGCCAACGAAAUUCGUAUUAGGCACCAUUCUCAUACAACAGGCCAUUUUCUCGGUGCAACGCACAAGUCAUGUAAUUUAAAUGCAAAAGCACCAAAACUAUUAAACUGUUUUUUUCAUAAUUUUCGCGGAUAUGAUAGUCAUUUCAUUGUUAAGGCAUUAGCAGGACGAAAGGAGAAAAUUGAUUGUAUUGCAAACUCAUCGGAAAAAUUCCUCACAAUUACAAUAGAUCGAGUACGUUUCCUUGACAGUUUUCAAUUCUUAAGCUCAAGUCUACAGUCACUUGUUGCCAAUCUUGCAAGUGAUACAGAAAACAUUGAUACUAAUUUCAAAGUAAUGUGUAAAAUAUUCAACGAUAAAAAUCAACAAAAACUUUUACUACGUAAAGGCGUGUACCCGUAUCAGUACAUAACAGAUGCUGAAAAAUUUGAAGAACAGCAAUUGCCGGCAAUUGACUCAUUUUACAGUACACUUAGUAAUACAGCAUUGCAAGUAGACGAUUACGAGCAUGCACAGAAAGUUUGGCGCGAAUUUAACAUAAACUCAUUGGGUGAAUAUCAUGAUCUCUACCUUUUGUCAGAUUGCUUACUGCUGGCAGAUAUUUUUCAAAAUUUUAGGACUGUAUUUUUUACAAUUUACAAACUGGAUGUAUCACACUUUGUAUCGUUACCGCAUUUUUCGUUGAAUGCAAUGUUAUAUUUGACUAAAGUACGUUUAGAAUUAAUUAGCAAUGCUGAUAUGAACUUGCUCAUAGAAUCUGGUUUACGCGGUGGUCUGUCAGUUAUUCCCCACCGUCAUGCAGUCGCAAACAAUAAAUAUAUGGGCGCAAAUUAUAACCCAGCUAUUGAAAAUAGUUUUUUGCUCUAUCUUGAUUGUACAAGCUUAUACGCACAUACAAUGAUUGCCUACAAGCUACCUGAAUCAAAUUUCAGAUUUUUAUCACAAGAUGAAAUUACGGCUUUAGGCGAUUUUACAAGCAUACACGAUGAAGCCGAGACUGGCUAUAUAAUUGAAGCAGACCUGUCCUAUCCAGUUAAUUUACACGAAUUACAUAACAGCUUCCCCCUGGCACCAUUAAAAGAUCAGCCGCCUUACAACCUGUUCUCUCCAUAUCAAACAGACAACACUGUUGCUCUGCGCAGAGAAGCGGCCGCGCGCCGCCCGUCUCCCGACACAGCCGCCUCCGCCACCGCGUCAUCACGUCUUUUAGCCACCCUUUAUAAUCGUAAACGAUAUGUACUCCACUAUAGAAAUUUGAAACUUUAUUUAAGCUUGGGCAUGAAAUUGACUGCUGUACAUAGAGUAAUCGCUUUUCAUCAGUCGUACUGGCUUAAACCGUUUAUUGAUUUGAAUGCGCAACUGAGAAAGGAAGCAAAAAAUUCAUUUGAACGUACCCUCUUUAAAUUUCUUUCAAAUAGUCUGUUCGGAAAGUUGAUGGAGAAUAAUAGGAAAAGAAUAGAUUUUAAGCUAAUUACUUGUCAGAAAAAAUUGGAAAGUUUGAUUGCAAAACCAAGCUGUAAACGAUGGAUUGUGUUUGACAAAGACAUUGUCGCUGUACAAAUGUGUAAAACAGAAAUAAAAUUAGAUCGUCCAAUUUAUGCUGGUUUUUCAAUUCUUGAUUUGAGUAAAUUUACAAUGUUCAAUUUCCACUACAACAUUUUCUUGAAAAUGUUCGAUCCAAGCUGUGUUAAAUUGUGCAUGAGCGAUACAGACUCGUUGCUAUACCAUAUCAAAUCGGACAAUAUCUAUGCAGUUAUCAAACAAAAUCUUCAACAUUUUGACACAAGUGCUUAUCCUGUCACACAUUGUUGUUAUAGUCAAUUGAACCAUGGUGUGCCUGGCACAUUUAAAGAUGAAUUAAAAUCUGGCAUUAUUACCGCUUUUUGCGGUCUUCGUGCAAAACUUUACAGUUUUGAAUAUGUACUAAGCAGUAGUGCUAGUAGCGGCAGUGACAGUAGUAGUAGUAGUAGUAGUAGUAAUAAUAGUAGUAGUAUUAAGGAUAGUUCUUAUGAAAAAUUUAGCAAGCACGCAGCUAAAGGCGUAGCAAGAACAAUUAUAAACAAUAAACUAAGAUAUGACAUGUACAUGAAAUGCCUGACAGAUAGAUUAGUUCAACGUGAAUGCUUUUCACAAUUACGCAGUUAUUCACAUGAUAUUUAUCAAAUAUCGUGUGCCAAAGUUGCAUUAUCACCAUUUGACACAAAAAGAUACAUUGAAUCAAACGGUAUAGAUACGAAAGCGUGGGGUCAUUAUUUAAUAGAAGAGAGAAGAAGAGAAGAUAUUGAUAGCAGCAGCAGCAACACGGCUAGCGGGACUGCUGUUACGUCAGAUUGAUCGCAGCAGUGAGAGUGAAAGAGAGAGAGAGAGCGAGGAGCAAGAAGCUAUUAAUGAAACCAGUUCAACAAGCACCGCUCCGACACAGCUCAGUGUCGAACACGAAGAAGAAGAAGGCGGCAGAAACAACAUCCGUCUAAAGAAGAAGAAGAAGACGAAGAAAGAUCGCUGUUGAAGACAUCGGAGCAGUGCUGCAGGUGUGACUGAACUCUAGCAAAAACAAUCACACGCGCACAUUCGUGUAGGGGAGAACGAAACCGCAAAUAUGUCAGAUUUGCAACAGAAAAUUGCUCAGGAAUUGCACCGUCCAGCGCGAAGAAAAUUCAACAGACGUAAAUAUAUAUUAAAAGGAAUAAAAGACCUCAUUCAAAUUGAUUUAAUUGAAUUGCCAGAAUUUGCUAGAGCAAACAACGGCUAUCGUUAUGUUUUGAUUGCAAUUAAUUGUUUUUCACGUUAUGCUUUUGCUGAACCAUUAAAAACUAAAACAGGAAAAGAAGUUGAACGAAAAUUAGCGCGAAUAUUAGUAUUAAAUAAGGGUAUAAAAAAUGUGCAAAGCGAUUUAGGUCGCGAAUUUUACAAUAAGGAUGUUAAACAACUAUUCGAUAGGUUGAACAUUAAUCAUUACAGUGUAUUUUCUGAAAUUAAGGCAGCUUUUGUUGAAAGAUUGAACCGAACACUGAAAUCACGUUUGUAUGAACGACUAACUGCUAGCGGUACGCAAAAAUGGUUAAACAUUUUGCCGGACAUUGUUUAUCAAUAUAAUAACACUAUUCAUUCAGCGAUUGGCAUGACACCGGCCAGUGUUAGACGACGUCAUGAAAAGCAUUUGAUCAUGUUACAGUUGAA
Messenger RNA from Nilaparvata lugens (brown planthopper), 4696 nucleotides. RefSeq lists its product as uncharacterized. Gene Ontology annotation, molecular function: DNA-directed DNA polymerase activity; nucleotide binding; DNA binding. The record is from RefSeq and is a predicted model, not a curated record. Lineage: Eukaryota; Metazoa; Arthropoda; Insecta; Hemiptera; Delphacidae. The coding region runs from base 26 to 3850 and encodes 1274 amino acids. The transcript has 2 exons. Gene Ontology annotation, biological process: DNA replication.